This is a messenger RNA of Seminavis robusta, 774 nucleotides long. NCBI's taxonomy places the organism in Eukaryota, Bacillariophyta, Bacillariophyceae, Naviculales, Naviculaceae. The record is from the annotation of a GenBank genome assembly.
AUGCCGAAUCUCUCUGUCUUUCUCCCACUGCUGCUGCUGCUGCUGGUAGCUACUUUCGCAGUCACGUCCGCCUUUGUAGCGGUGCAGCUGCCACAACAGCAUCAACGAACCACUGCUACUAGUACAUGUAGUACUCUUUGGUCGUCGUCUGCUGUCUACCCUCAAGACGAAAAAGCGCAAACCUUACUGGAGAGUUCCGAUUUUGCCAUUGCACCCAAUGAUCUCAUCGACUUGGCCAAGAAAGUUCAGUACGAAACACAAGUCGGAAUUCUGGAUGGUGGAGAAUGCUUGGCGGACGAUAUUACGUUUCGUGCGGCAGUCGUGGAGAUUGAGGGCAAGGAACUCUACCUGCAAGCCGUCAAGACACUCAAUUUUACGUCCUUUUUCGACGUGAAUGCCACCGUGUUUGGAUGGCACGUCGAUCCCGUACUACCGAACCGCGUGUAUUACAAUAGUCAUACCACGGCGGUUCAUUCCCAAAAACCCUUCUUUGGAGUGCAGCCAAAAGGCAAAGAACUAGUGUUGCCGCCACAACUCUAUCACAUGGAUUUCACACCCGACGGAAAAGUACAAGAAUUUGGAUUCUACACGGUCGAUCGCAACUAUGGAAAUACGGGCGGAUUGGGUGGAGCAUAUGCCUACUUUUAUGGACUGGGACGUCCUUUGCCGUAUCCCGAAUGUCAACCCUAUCGAAAAUCCUUUCGACGACGCAUUUUUGAUGGGCUCAUUCGACUCUCGCAAGCGUUGCCAAAGAGAACCAAAAAGGAGGAGUAG